GGCCCCAUAUUGGAUCAGCCUCUCGAGUCUCUCCUUCACCGAUCGAAGUGCUUCGCUUCUCGUCUCUUGUUCGUCCGCGCGGGUUGUCCGCGAACAAAAGGCUUCCACCAGGUUCUGCUUAGCCUAGGGCACACAUUUUAAGGAUGUAGUUGCAACCCUCAACUAACAUAUGUCGUGUUGUAAACCGCGGGAUUGGGGAAAUGUGGAACGCGGGCUGAAGAAAUAACUGGGGUCCGUUAACGCCACACUGACAUAAUGUUCACAGUCACCGAGUUUGCCUCCUUGAAUGACGUCCAUCCAACAUACCGCAUCUUGAAGCCAUGGUGGGAUGUCUUCAUGGACUACCUGAGCCUGGUCAUGCUGAUGUUGGCACUAUUCGCCAUGACCAUGCAGAUCACCAAGGACCAGGUAGCUUGCCUUCCUUUCAUGGAGGAAUCACAGGAGAACUCUGGAAAUUACUCCUAUCCCACACAUACUGCGCAGGAAGUAGUUGCUGCGAUGGCUAAGGGAGGCGAGAAAUGCACUAAUCAGCAUCAAGCACCGGGAAUCAAGACAAAUUUGGACUUUCAGCAGUAUGUGUUUAUCAACCAAAUGUGUUAUCACCUUGUCUUGCCCUGGUAUUCCAAAUUCUUCCCCUACCUCAUCCUGAUCAACACUGUUAUCCUUAUGGUCAGCAGCAAUUUCUGGUUCAAAUUUCCCAAGACGAGCUCUAAAAUAGAACACUUCGUUUCCAUUCUGUGUCGAUGUUUCGAGUCUCCUUGGACUACUAAGGCGGUGUCUGAAACGGCCUGCGAAGACUCUGAGGAGAACAAGCAGAGGUUGAGCGGUACCUCUUUUGCAAUUAAGAAGGCUUCUUUAGAGGGGAAGGAGGAAGGUUCCAGUUCCACCUUAACCUCCCCUAUGCUUGAAGGUGUGGUCUCUGCAGAUAUGCCCAUUGCCGAAGCACCGACGGCCAGUAUGCCCAUAUUGGAUAAAAAGGACGGGGAGCAGGCCAAAGCCCUGUUUGAGAAAGUGCGGAAGUUCCGAGCUCACGUGGAGGACAACGAUUUCAUCUACAGGUUUUACGCAGCUCAGACCAUUUUCAAAACGGCCACAUUUAUUUCAAUGCUCUCCUACACCUCGAGCUUUUUGGUUAAAAUUAAUUUUAUACACAUCUGUGAGACCGAUGUCAAAGCGUUGGUAGGGUAUGGGAAGUUCUUUUGUACGCAUAACAUGGCUUUCAUGUUGGACAAGGUGCUUAUUUGCUACAUAGCUCUGAUGAUAAUGUAUGGGAUGGUGUGUCUUUACUCCCUCUUUUGGGUAUUUCGAGGACCUUUGAAGGAGUAUUCCUUUGAGAAAGUCAGAGAAGAGAGUAGCUUUAGUGACAUUCCAGAUGUCAAAAAUGACUUUGCAUUCCUCUUACACAUGGUUGACCAAUACGACCAACUAUAUUCCAAGCGCUUUGGUGUAUUCCUGUCUGAGGUGAGCGAGAACAAGCUAAGGGAGAUUAGCCUCAAUCACGAGUGGAACUUCAAAAAAGCGAGGAAGUGCGUGACCCGUAAUGCACAAGACCAGCAGGAGCUGCACCUUAAGAAUCUCUUUGGUCUACCAAAUGUGGUCUUCGACCUCACCGACUUGGAGGUGCUCAAGCUGGAGAAGAUUCCCGAGGUCAGAUUUACUGCUAACGUCUCUCAGAUGACCAGUCUGAGGGAGCUGCACCUCUACGAGUGUCCCGCCAAAGUGGAGCAGACGGGUUUUGCCUUCCUCCGCGACCAUCUCCACAGCCUUCACAUCAGUUUUACUGAUGUUGCCGAGAUCCCGACGUGGGUCUUCUUGCUGAGGAAUUUGCGAGAGCUUUACAUCAUCGGGAAUUUGAGCUCUGAAAAUAACAGGAUGGUCGGUCUGGAAUCCAUGAGGGACUUGCGCCAUUUAAAGACAUUAUACCUGAAGAGCAACCUCCCAAAAUUGCCCACCAACAUCACAGACGUGUCACACCACCUGGUUAGAUUAGUGGUGCACAACGACGGCACAAAACUAUUCGGACUGAAUACUCUGAAAAAAAUGACCAACCUCAUCGUCCUGGAAUUUCACAGUUGUGAGCUGGAGAAGAUUCCUCACGCUAUUUUCAGCUUGCUCAACCUGCAGGAGCUUGAUCUGAAGUCGAACAACAUCCGGACCAUAGAGGAGAUCGUCAGCUUCCAGCACCUCAAGAGGCUGACGUGUCUCAAAUUGUGGUACAACCAAAUCACAGCAAUCCCCUCCUCCAUUGUCCAGGGCAAGUCUCUGGAGGCUCUCCACCUCUCACACAAUAAACUGGUGUCCCUGCCACCGGCAUUGUUCAGACUACCUAAACUACAAUACUUGGAUGUGGCCCACAACUUAAUCCAGGUGCUCCCGCCGGAUGUGGGUAUCCUGCUAGACCUGCUGCACCUGGACAUCACUUCCAAUAAGCUGGAGACGUUGCCCAAGAAUCUGUUUAAGUGCACCAAGCUGAGGGUGCUGUGCUUGGGCCACAACGAGCUUAGGGAACUGUCAGAGGCUGUGGGCGACCUGGUUCAGCUCAAUCAUCUGGAGCUGAAGGGCAACAGUCUGGAAAGGCUGCCUGCGCAGCUUGGCAACUGCCGCCGGCUGCUCAGGAAUGAGUUCCUAGUGGAGGAUCACCUCUACAUGACGCUGCCUGUGGAAGUCAAGGAAAACAUUAGCCGAGACAGCGCUAUGGCCAGUACAAGUGUCUUAUAGCAGGGGUUCUCAAACUUUUUGGGUCCGGGGAGAUUUUUUCCCAAUGCCUUCAUAAUCCUUGUGCCAAUUAAAAAUAACCACCUUGUGUACAGUGAACGCCCACUAUAUGAUUGCGAAAAUUUGCGAGUAAUUGAAUCAAAGAACCAAAAUGGUGGCAACGCAACUUAUUUCUAUUAGACAAGACUAUAGACCAACUAAAUGAAGCUCCUCCCCAUCACUUUAACAGAGUCCCUUGUUCCAAAGAUGUCACAAGAUGGCGCUAAAGCAAUAUUUUUCAUAUUGGAUAUGAGUUUGGAGGAUAGGUUCCUCCAAAAACAUCAAGAAUGCCGAACUCACUUUAUCCCUAAAUGACACUGGAAUUAAAAAGUUGCCUACUUUUGAGAAAAUACAGUCCCCUCAAAAGUAUUGCAAAUGACAAGGUCAAUUCAUUUGUUUUUGAUGUAUACUGAAGACAUUUGGGUUUCAGAUCAAAAGAUGAAGAUGAGACAGACGUUAAGAAUUCCAGCUUUUAUUUUGUAUUUACAUCUAGAUGUGUUAAACAACUCAGGAACGGGCACCUUUUGUUGAAGCCACCCACUUUUCAAGCAAGCAAAAGUAUUGGAACAGACAUGAUUAACUUAGUGAAUAACAUUUAAUAUUUGGUGGCAUAACCCUUACUUGCAAUAACUGCAUCAAGCCUGCGACCCAUUGACUUCACCAGACUGUUGCAUUCUUCAUUUCAAACACUUUUUCAAGGCCUUUACCGCUGUCUCUUUCAGUUCUUGUUUGUUUCUGGGGGUUUCUCCCUUCAGUCUCUUCAGGAGUUAAAAUGCAUGCUCUAUUGGGUUCAGGUCUGGUGAUUGACUUGACCAGUCCAAGACCUUCCACUUCUUCUCACUGAUGAAGUCCUUUGUUGUGUUAGCAGUGUGUUUUGGGUCAUUGUCUUGUUCUGUGAUGAAGGUUCUCCCGAUUAGUUUGGAUGCAUUUUUCUGUAAAUUGCCAGACAAAAUGGUUUUGUAGACUUCAGAAUUCAUUCUAUUGCUACCAUCAUAAGUUACAUCAUCAAUAAAGACUAGUGAGCCUGUUCCAGAAGCAAUCAUGCAACCCCAAGCCAUGACAUAACCGCCACCAUGCUUCACAGACGAGCUUGUGUGUUUUGGAUCAUCAGCGGAUCCUUUCUUUUGCCAUACUUUGGUCUUUCCAUCAAUUUGGUAGAGGUUACUCUUGGUCUCAUCAGUCCAUAAAACUUACAAAACGUUUGUGCCUCAUCUCUGUACUUCUUUGCCAAAUCCAAUCUGGCCUUCUGAUUCUUUUUGUUGAUGAGUGGUUUGCAUCUUGUGGUCUGCCCUCUAAAUUUCUUUUCUCAAAGUCUUCUUCGAACAGUGGAUUGUGAUACGUUCACCCCUGCCCUGCGGAGGUUGGCAGUGAUGUCACUGACUGCUGUCUUUGGGUGUUUCUUUACAGCUCUCACAAUGUUUCUGUCAUCAACUGCUGUUGAUACCCUUGGCCGACCUGUUCGGUGUCUGUUGCUCAGUACAGCAGUAGUUUCUUGCUUUUUCAGGACAUUCCAAAUUGUUGUAUUGCCGAUGCCCAAUGUUUGUGCAAUAGCUCUGAUCGAUUUUCUUCUCUCAGCUUCAAAAUGGUUGGCUUUUCUCCGACAGACAACUCUCUGGUCAUCAUGUUUGCUUAACAACAAAUUCAGUUUUCACAGGUGAAACCCAAAGCCAAAAAAAAGCACUAAUGUUUAAGUAAUCAGUCUAAAAGGCAACACCUGAGCAACGAGAAACACCCACCAGUCACGUUCCAAUACCUUUGCUCACUUGAAAAGUGAGUGGUUUCAAACAAAAGGUGCUCUGUCCUGAGUUGUUUAACACACCUAGAUGUAAAUACCAUGAAAUAAAAGCGAGAAUUCUAAUCUUUUGUCUCAUAUUCAUCUUUUGAUCUAAAACCCAAAUGUCUUCACUGGGAAUUGACCUUGGUGUUCCAAUACCUUUGGAGGGGACAGUAAGUCUUAAUGUUAUGAUAACAAAUUCAGAUUUUUCAGAGCAACAAAAGUUGUAAUCUCUUGAAAAAAAGUAAUUAUCUUUACAAGAGUGAAGAUGUAUUUUUGUCGUGAUAAAAAGUCGAAGGAGUAUUUUCUGAAUUACUACCUAUCCAUGACAGUCAACACCCGUAUAUUCGCAGUUUGGGAUUUGCAAAUUCACAUAUUCGCAGAUUUGUUUUUGUGCUCAGGCUAAAGGAAUAAAAAUAUUGCUUCGUUGCCAUUUUGUGGCAUCUUGGUGGGAAACAAUUGUGUUUAAAUAAGUUGAGGCGCUUUUGAGUGCUUUUUUGUAUUGUUUCAGUUACGGAACAUUGACCAGCUGACUUUGAUACAGUAUGCUACGUUUUAAAUGUGCAACAGCAAUGAUGUAAUUAACAGCGCGGAUGAGUAGUGCGGCAACAUUUUUUUUUCAUCUUACUGAUGAGUGACCUAUAUUGCGUACUACAACCCCAAUUCCAAUCACGUUGGGACAUUGUGUUAAACAUACACAAAUCAUUUGCAAAUCAUGUUCAACCUAUAUUUAAUUGAAUACACCACAAAGACACUAUAUUUAAUGUUUAAACUGAUAAACUUUGUUUUUAGCAAAUCAUAAUUAACUUAGAAUUUUAUGGUUGCAACAGGUUCCAAAAAAGCUGGGACAUGUGGCAAAAAAGACUCAGAAAGUUGAGGAAUGCUCAUUAAACAUCUGUUUUGAACAUCCCACAGGUGAACAGGCUAAUUGGGAACAGGUAGGGUGCAAUGAUUGGGUAUAAAAGGAGAGUCCCUGAAUUGCUCAGUCAUUCACACGCAAAAGUGGGGCGUGAGAAAAUAGUCAAACAGUUUAAGGACAAUGUUCGUACAAUUGCAAGGAAUUUAAGGAUUUAAUCAUCUAUGGUCCAUAAUAGCGGCACGGUGGCCGACUGGUUAGAGCGUCAGCCUCACAGUUCUGAGCUGCGGUGUUCAAUCCCCGGCCCCGCCUGUGUGGAGUUUGCAUGUUCUCCCCAUACCUGCGUGGGUUUUCUCCGGGCACUCCGUUUUCCUCCCACAUCCCAAAAACAUGCAUUAAUUGGAGACUCUAAAUUGCCCGUAGGCAUGACUGUGAGUGCGAAUGGUUGUUUGUUUCUGUGUGCCCUGCGAUUGGCUGGCAACCAGUUAAGGGUGUACCCCGCCUCCUGCCCAAUGAGAGCUGGGAUUGGCUCCAGCACGCCCGCGACCCUAGUGAGGAGAAGCGGCUCAGAAAAUGGAUGGAUGGAUGGUCCAUAAUAUCAUGAAAACGUCACAGAAUCUAGAGAAAUCACUGCAUGUAAGCGGCAAGGCCGAAAACCAACAUUGAAUGCCCGUGACUUUCGAUCCCUCAGGCGGCACUGCAUCAAAAACUGACAUCAAUGUCUCGAGGAUAUUGCCACAUGGGCUCAGGAACACUUCAGAAAACCAAUGCCAGUAAAUACAGUUCGGCGCUACAUCCGUAACUGCAACUUGAAACUCAACUAUGCAAAGCAAAAGUCGUUUAUCAACAACACCCAGAAACACCGCCGGCUUCUCUGCGCCCGAGUUUAUCUAAGCUGGACUGAUGCAAAGUGGAAAAGUGUUCUGUGGUCCGAUGAGUCCACAUUUCAAAUUGGUUUUGGAAAUUGUGGACGUCGUGUCCUUCGGGCCAAAGAGGAAAAGAACCAUCCGGACUGUUAUGGAGGCAAAGUUGAAAAGCCAGCAUCUGUGAUGGUAUUGGCCUGUGUUAGUGCCAAUGGCAUGGGUAACUUACACAUCUGUGAAGGCACCAUUAAUGCCGAAAAGGUACACACAGGUUUUGGAGAAACAUAUGCUGCCAUCCAAGCAACGUCUUUUUCAUGGACGCCCCCGCUUAUUUCAGCAAGAAAAUGGCAAACCACAUUCUGCACGUGUUACAACAGCGUGGCUUCGUUGUAAAAGAGUGCGGGUACGAGACAGGCCUGCCUGCAGUCCAGACCUCCAAUUGAAAGUGAGUGGCGCAUUAUGAAGCGUAAAAUACGACAACGGAGACCCCAGGGUCUCCGCAAGAAGCAAGAAUGGGAAAGAAUUGCAUCGACAAAGCUUCAACAAUUAGUGUCCUCAGUUCCCAAACGUUUAUUGAAUGUUGUUAAAAGAAAAGGUGAUGUAACACAGUGAUAAACAUGUCCCAGUCCCAGCUUUUUUGGAACGUGUUGCAACCAUAAAAUUCCAAGUUAAUGAUUUUCUAAAAACAAUAAAGUUUAUCAGUUUGAACAUUAAAUAUUUUGUCUUUGUAGUGUAUUCAAUUAAAUAUAGGUUGAACAUGAUUUGUAAAUCAUUGUAUGAUGUUCUUAUUUUGUUGACGUUUAACACAACGUCCCAACUUCAUUGGAAUUGGGGUUUUAUAUAAAAUCCCUAUAGAGUGAAUACAGAGUAGGGAAAACUGAAUGAUUCUGAAGACAGACAGAAGAAUAAAGUAAACAUUUUUCAAAAAAGGAAGUUAUAAUUUAACAAGUGAAUUUAAAAAAUACACAUUUUGUUCAGGAAAUGAUUCCUUUAUUCUCUAAAAAAUAGCAUGAUAUUUUUUGAAAAAAUAUCCCUUUUCUUGAAAAAAAAAAUGCAAUUCCUGUAAUAAUAAUGACUUUUAAAAAAAAAAAAAAAAAAAAAAAAACUUUAUUCAUGCAGUUAUGUCAGAUUCAUGUCACAAUCACAUCAGAGCUUUUAAUUGACCCAAAGCUCAAGUAGGCAGAGGUAAUUAGUUUUUUAUAUUCGUUUUCUUGGCACUCCCCAUCUUUAUGUAUGCACUUACGAAUACAAUAAUUUAUUUCCAAUUAUUUUUCGGACCCCUAAGCUAUGGCUCACGGACCCAGGUUGAGAACAAUUGUCUGAUAGCACCAAACACCAAGGGCUGGGCAAUGAAUGCAAUUUCAUAACGUUAAUGGCUUGUCUUAGUUGCUCAAUGUUUGUAAAACAGAAUGAAUGUACCUGUCAUUUAAUUAACUUUUUUUUAAUUUUAAGCAUUUCAUAGUUUGUAACCAUAAGGUUAUCUUAAAAGCUUGGUUUGUGUGUGUGUGUGGACCUGUAUUUUAGCCUCUCAGGAACAAUUACAACCAUGGAUGGAAAUCUAUUUGGGGGGAUUUUUUUUUCUUCACGGAGGGCCAAAAUAACCACUUUCUCUUGUGCAUAAAAUUUUUGUUACGCUCAAUACUUGAAUAGAUUCUGCUCCUUUUUUCAUUUCCAUGGUUCAGAAUAUUAGUAGUGUGUGUUGAUCAAUGUCAUAAAUAAAAUAGCAAUUCCAGAAAUGAGUAAAUCACUAGAUAUUAACUUUAAUCACUGUUAUUGAUGUAUGGAAUUCACUUGCAUAAAGAAAUCUGAAUGUUCUCUCUUGCCGUUUUGCUAGACUGUUAGGACCUUAAAGUUUUUUUCUUGUUCUAAAAUGUAAACAUUCACGUGUUUUCAACUUCAACUAAUUAUUCUACAUUGACGACAAAGCUGUCUGACUUCAUCCCACCCAUGUAUUUUUGUAUACUGUACGUCAACGUAUUCGUCGUCAGAGUUGCUGUAUCACCUCAGUGUCCUAUGCUCAAAGUUCACAGCUUUUAUGACUCAAUAAAACAUUUGUAAGACAUACAUAUGUAUACAGUGCAUAUAUCACCGUAAUAAUGUGGUAAAAAUGAAAAGAUAGUUGG
Molecule: messenger RNA, 8370 nt
Organism: Phycodurus eques (leafy seadragon)
Lineage: Eukaryota; Metazoa; Chordata; Actinopteri; Syngnathiformes; Syngnathidae
Gene: lrrc8da
Product: leucine rich repeat containing 8 VRAC subunit Da
Exons: 2
Coding region: 256-2718 (820 amino acids)
Molecular function (GO): protein binding
Source: RefSeq, a predicted model, not a curated record